AUGCGAUCGAAAUUGGAAACGCUGACAAGCCUCCUGCUUGCAGGUCAAGCAUGCGCCAAGAUCAAUCGCCAGAAAAUCGUGCAGCAAUUCAAUCCACACCGUACUGCUUCCUCAGAUUCCACUCCUCUUCAAGUCGGAAAUGGCGACUUUGCGUUUGGCGCAGACGUUACAGGUCUACAGACCUUUCAGCCCUUCAACACUCUUUCGACGUGGUGCUGGCACAACUCUUCGCUUCCAACAGCACCAAAUCAAACCGAGCCAGCGGAUUUCGUAGGCCUGGACUGGUGGACCCAUGGCAGGCUGGUCAACUACGAGCAGCCAAAUCCUGCAAAACCGGACAUCAGUCAAUGGAUGAUCAGCAACCCGCAUAGAGCCAACCUUGGGAGGGUUGGCCUCUGGUUUGGCGACAACAUCACUGAGUCGGACGUCAGCGCCACACAGCAGGAGCUCGACUUGUACAGCGGCACCAUCACCUCAUCAUUCAAAUGGGGAGGUGAGCACGUACAGAUCUCUACGUAUGGCGACCCAGCCACGAGCAGCAUAGCUGUUGAAGUCAGCUCCGCCUUGCUGCAAGAUGGUUAUCUUGGUGUUUUCUUCGACUACCCUUACAUGAACGAUCUCAACAAGUUUGAAGCUCCGUUUGUGGGAUUGUACAAUGCAACGGCUAAUCACACCACCCGGAUGGUGUCUGGAGACCAUCACCAAGCGUGCAUCGAGCACACAAUGGAUGCAACGACGUAUUAUACCACUGUUCACUGGAAUCAAGAUGCGUCAUUGACUGGACCCCUACCUCACAGUCAUCGCUAUGUUCUGAAGCCGCAUGGUGAUGAGCAUCUCACACUCACAGUCUCCUACCAUGACACGCCAUCUCCACGAGAAGCUUCUUUUUACAGCCCAGGAGGCCAAGGUGCGCGCAUCAAUACCGACUUCGAGCAGAUUACAACGGCUUCGGCGGCGUACUGGGAAGAUUUCUGGGAGACCGGAGCCUUCGUAGACAUGACAAAGAGUGGUAACACGAGCGCAAUGGAGCUCCAACGCCGUGUCAUCCUCUCUCAGUAUCUGGAAGCGGUCAAUGAAGCGGGCUUCGACCCACCACAAGAGUCUGGCCUUGUGAACAACGGCUGGUAUGGCAAAUUUCACGCAGAGAUGUUCCUCUGGCAUCUCGGUCACUGGGGACGAUGGGGACAAUGGGGUUUACAAAACCGAGCAAUGCCAGGAGUGUACGAGCGCUUCCUCCCUACCAGCAUUGAGCGGGCGAAGAGACAAGGCUACGAGGGUGCGAGAUGGGGCAAGAUGAGCGAUCCGACAGGCAGAAGCGCACCUGGAGAGAUCAAUAGCCUGCUCAUCUGGCAGCAGCCACAUCCAAUGCAGUUCGCUGAAUAUGAGUGGCGUGCCUUUCCAAACGACGCUACACUCCAGAAGUGGGACGAAGUGUUGUAUGAAACCGCUGCAUGGAUGGCAGACUACGCCUACUGCAAUGAGAGCACUGGCGUAUACGACCUGGGGCCUCCAAUAUAUCCAGUCAGUGAGAACACCGAUCCCAACGCAACUUUCAACGCAGCAUUCGAGCUGGCAUACUGGCGCUUUGGUCUCGACACCGCCUCGCAAUGGCAAAAGCGGCAAGGCAAACCUGUGCCAGCGAAGUGGACCCACGUUGCAGAGAACCUCGCGCCUCUCCCCGUCGCUGACGAGACCUAUGUCAUUUACGAAGGCAUAGAUGACAUGUGGCACAACACGACCUACACAACAGACCAUCAAAGCAUGCUCGGCAUCUACGGUUGGCUGCCACCCCAGCCAGACUUCAACUUAACCAUCAUGCAGAACACUGUUGAGCACGUUUACAGUACUUGGAACUUCACAGAUAGUUACGGCUGGGACUUCCCUCUGCUGACAAUGAAUGCGGCCAGAUUGGGUGAGGUUGACCGAGCGGUGGACUGGUUGCUGGACUCGACGUUCGAAUUUGAUGAUGCUGGGUAUCAGGUCGGAGGCGCAAGGGUGCCGACGCCGUACAUGCCAGGCGCUGCGAGCUUGUUGUGGGCUGUGGCAAUGUUGGCGAGUGGGUGGGAUGGACAUGAGGGCUCUCACUUCCCUUCAAGCUGGAAUGUGGAGGUGGAAGGGUUCUUGCCUGCGAUGUAA
Saxophila tyrrhenica is the source of this 2136-nucleotide messenger RNA. RefSeq lists its product as uncharacterized. The record is from RefSeq and is a predicted model, not a curated record. The transcript is spliced from 2 exons. Gene Ontology annotation, biological process: carbohydrate metabolic process. NCBI's taxonomy places the organism in Eukaryota, Fungi, Ascomycota, Dothideomycetes, Mycosphaerellales, Extremaceae. The coding region runs from base 1 to 2136 and encodes 711 amino acids.